Tarenaya hassleriana is the source of this 1229-nucleotide messenger RNA. Its product is annotated as ribonuclease P protein subunit p25-like protein. Gene Ontology annotation, molecular function: RNA binding. Bases 112 to 897 code for a protein of 261 amino acids. The transcript is spliced from 9 exons. NCBI's taxonomy places the organism in Eukaryota, Viridiplantae, Streptophyta, Magnoliopsida, Brassicales, Cleomaceae. The record is from RefSeq and is a predicted model, not a curated record.
CAACCAAACAGAAGCCGUUAAGAGGGAGAGGAGAGCUGCUUUUGCUUUUGCUUAUUUAUCUAUUUUUUUCAACGAAGAAAAAAAAAACUAAUCCCUCCGAGAAAAAAAAAAAUGGAUCGGUACCAGAGAGUGGAGAAGCCGAAGGCGGAGACGCCGAUUGAUGAGAACGAGAUUCGGAUUACAAGUCAGGGGCGUAUGCGCAACUACAUCACUUACGCCAUGAAUCUGCUUCAGGAAAAGGAUUCGAGUGAGAUUGUAUUCAAGGCUAUGGGUAGAGCUAUCAACAAGACUGUCACUAUUGUGGAACUCAUCAAGAGAAGAAUCCCGGAUCUUCAUCAGAUCACCUCAAUUGCCUCCACUGACAUCACAGACACGUGGGAACCUUUGGAGGAAGGUCUUUUGCCGUUGGAGACUACAAGGCAUGUAUCCAUGAUAACAAUUACCCUCUCCAAGAAGGAACUUGACACUUCUUCUGUUGGGUAUCAGCCUCCUUUACCUGCUGAACUGGUGAAGGCAUCUGAGGAUGCCGAUUACGAAGAGGGUUCUCCUAGUGGCCGUGGCCGUGGCCGGGGUCGGGGUCGGGGUCGAGGUGGGAGAGGAAGGGGAAGAGGAGGUAGAGGAAACACUUACAGAUCUGAUGAGUAUGAUGAUGGAGGUUGGAACCAAAAUCCAGCAUAUGGCAGGGGUAGAGGUCGUGCAAGAGGACGUGGUUUCAGUGGUCGUGGACGAGGAGGUUACAACAGACCUCAGUUUGAUCCUCAACAAGAUGGUUAUGGUUAUGAUGCGCCUCCACAAGGACGAGGGCGUGGUCGUGGGAGGGGAGGCCGAGGAAGAGGCCGUGGGUUCAGGUUGAACGGGCCUAGGCCUAACGCAGACCCAACCCAGGCAGCCACAUGAUGGGAUGUUAUCGUCUAACCACGGAAAUGGCCGAAAUCUCUGUGAAGGGCUUUUGGCCGUUCUGCUUUGCAUAAAACGUGAUUUUGGUGUGCUUUUUGAGCAAAGUCAGUCAUCUUGCAUCUGCUGAAGCGUUUUUUGCUCUUACUUUUUUUCUUUGAAGGGACAUAUGAAAUCCGACCGAGUGUGGAUUCCCAACACUUUACCGUACUUUCGACCUUUGUCUCUCUGUUUAAUUUGAGUAGUUGAAAUUCGUUUAUUCAUAGUGAUGCUUCCAUCUGUCCUGUUGGUAUUUGCUUCAACGUUUUGUAAUGAAAAAUGUUCUUUUUGUUUUU